UGCAAAAAACUGAGGAAAUGGAUAUGUACAUGGUGGAUAUGGCUGUUCCAAAUGAAGGGUGGUCAGAUGAAAGCAAACUAUGGUUUAAUAAAUUAAAUGAACUCACCAAAUCUGGAGAGUGGAAGAAAAUGAAAAGCUUUGUUCAUGGCAAAUACAGUAAAGCACUUUUUACAAGAUCAGUCAGUGUUGGACAUCCGGGCAAAUUUUUUGAAUACGCAUUUUUUUGCAAUAAAGAAGAGAGUAUGCUGCGAGGAGUAUGUCAGUUUGGAUCACGGACAGAGGGACCACCUAGUCAUGCACAUGGUGGUGCAGUAGCAAGUAUUAUUGAUGCAGCAUCUGGUGUAUUAUGUCACUACGUUUCCCGUGUACCAAGAGUUACUGCCAAUAUGAAUAUUAAUUAUAGAAGACCAACACCAUUAUGUGAGACAAUACUCACUGAAGCACAUGUUGAUAAGACUGAAGGAAGGAAGUCAUUUAUUAGCUGCAAACUAACAAGUCCUGAUGGGAAAACAAUUUAUGCUGAAGGAACAGUUUUAUUUAUUCAGAUUGAUGUGUCAAAUAUCCCACAAUUGAAUCAAGAGUAAAUUUGUGAUGUUUCUUGAAAUAUAAAGACAAACAUGUGAACAUCUUAGGUUUAAGGCAGUUUGUGCGAAAUUCAGUUUUGAAGAUCCAGAAAAAUAUGUUUAAUGUUUAUUUGACAAAUUUUAUUAUAUUUAUUUUAAUAUGAACAUUUAUCUUAACAAUUAUAAAAAGUACCUAACUGUGCAUGUAUUAUCUUUCAAGUUGUUAUUGUUUUACUAAUUUUAACUUUUAGCAUUGACUUGUAUGUGGGGUUCUGUUAUUAUUACAUAUGUUCCACAUUUGAUUAUUCCAUAUUAAAGAAUGAACGUGCAACAAACCGGGAUGGAAUUUAGAUCGAGGAACCUCAUUGCCCAUUAAUAUGUUCCAAGAUAGUGUGAAAAUAAAAUAAUCAGAUGUCUAGUCUGAA
This is a messenger RNA of Saccoglossus kowalevskii, 988 nucleotides long. Its product is annotated as acyl-coenzyme A thioesterase THEM4-like. Lineage: Eukaryota; Metazoa; Hemichordata; Enteropneusta; Harrimaniidae. The record is from RefSeq and is a predicted model, not a curated record.